AAAACGUAAGACACUUUAUGUAGGAAUAAUAUCAGUUUCUCUCCCUUACCUUAUUAUUGCCAUCAUCUUUGAAAAAAAAAACGCCAAAAUCAAAGUUUAAUACACGAUCAUGGCAUACAAAUUUACCAGUUCCUCUGAAGAAGACAAAGAAUUUCCAGUGGUUUCACAUUCUUUGUCUUUAAACCAACUUACUCCGAAAGCAGCUAAAAAUUGCCAAGGUCUCCAUGAACGUGUGUCGGAUUGGAAUUUACACCAGGUUGAAAAACAAUUGCAUAUUUAUUAUGCCACUGAUUAUUUAGAUAGCCAUAAAGACGUUUUUAACAAAAUAAACACUUCUACAUUACUAGAGUUUACAAAAGAUCAGAAGAAAUAUGUGCAAGAUCUUCAACGUUUUCUAGAGUUUGAUUCAGAUUAUGAAGAAUUAUGGCUGAAGACUUCUAUGGUUAAAAAGAAGCUUUCAGUACUGAGAAACAAACUUGAACCAAUUAGCUUCUUAUCCCAGCCAGUUUAUAUUUCUAAAGGAGAGAUAUUCAUCAACACAUUCGACUCAUUUUUUGACCAAUGUAUGGAGGCAAAACAGACCAGGUUCCAGGUCUCUGAAGGAAUGUUUGCAUCUCUGAUUAUCAGUCUUGGACAAGCAUGCUGCCUUACAACUUCAUUGUGCCUCCAUAAACAAACCCGAACCUCAUGGAAUAAUUUAAAAGGAGUUACUGUUAAAUCUCAACCAGAAUGCCGCUUUUUUAACAGUAGGACUUUUGGAAAUUGUACAACGUUAAAACCUAAAGCCAUUGUAUCUGUUGUUGAGGUAAAGAAUGGAAAAAGAAUUGGUUACACAGGAUUAAAACAUCCAGAAAGAGGAUCUUAUAGCAAAAAAUCAAAACAUUCUAAAAGGCAUCAUCACAUUAGAAAAAGACAUAUAAGUAGCACAGAAGAUAUUUACACUGAAGAAUCACAUCAGGUCACAGAGUUCACCAGUUCUAACAUCUCCUCACAGAUUAGUGAUAUGUCCGAUAACCGAAUACCGGAAAUAAUAAGUUAUAUUAGCAGUAAUACACUUGCAACACAUGCAGGGGAACUUCUACUUGAUCUUCAUAAAUACAAAAGUGAACCAAAAGUGUCAAAUAUUAUGACUUUACCAGGCAUAAUAGUAGAUGGGACUAAGGUUUAUUUUACAAUGCUGGAGAUGUCAGAAAGUCAUCAUGAAAAGCUUGAUAAAAACAUUGAAUUAAAUGGAAGUGACAGAGCCACUGUGUAUUAUGCUAAACCUUUAGACAUUUUGGUACAAAGUGAUCGGGACAUCAUUAUAGAAAACCUUGUUAGACUACAUAAUAUUUGAGUUUAAGAAGAGAAAAUAUUUGUAAUAUAAAAAUCCAGUCUCUGAAACAACGUCUUUGUAUUUAUUAUAACAUCCUCAUGAUGU
Messenger RNA from Mytilus californianus (California mussel), 1420 nucleotides. RefSeq lists its product as uncharacterized. Bases 110 to 1336 code for a protein of 408 amino acids. The record is from RefSeq and is a predicted model, not a curated record. NCBI's taxonomy places the organism in Eukaryota, Metazoa, Mollusca, Bivalvia, Mytilida, Mytilidae. The transcript has 5 exons.